GUGUGUGUGUGUGUGUGUGUGUGUUUGUGUAGGACUUGUGCAUUAAACAAGCUCAGUCUCUACACAUUAAAAGCACACUUGUGGAGGAGGCUGCCAAAGAACUGAUCAACAUGUUGAUGGAGUUUGACCAUGGCCAGAAAGAGGACACAGAGAAGGUGGAAGCAGCAGCCCAGGAGCUGCUGUACUUCUUCAGCCAUCACACUGCAGACGCCCUGCUCAGAGUGACACGCAACACCUUGGAGAUGAUAUGCAAGAGAACGCACA
Molecule: messenger RNA, 264 nt
Organism: Austrofundulus limnaeus
Lineage: Eukaryota; Metazoa; Chordata; Actinopteri; Cyprinodontiformes; Rivulidae
Product: dynein heavy chain 5, axonemal
Biological process (GO): microtubule-based movement
Cellular component (GO): axonemal dynein complex
Molecular function (GO): dynein intermediate chain binding; dynein light intermediate chain binding
Source: RefSeq, a predicted model, not a curated record